UUAGAGAUUGCUACAUCUUAGUCAUUCCCCCCUGGACAAGUAAGAGUGAAAGGAAGCGUGUCGUGAUGGCGCAUUGUUGUUUUUAAGGUUACAGCUCUUAUAUUUUAAACGUAUGUCACCAGCGGGUGUAAUAGUUCACCUGUCUAAUUAAGUUAGCUAGCUAGCGAAGCGAUAUCUUUUUUCACGGGCAUUCUGAAACGAUUUCUAGUCUUCACAGGCAGCCGUACUACCACCACACACGUACGUCACCGGCGCACGAUGCAAGUAUCAUGUUUUGACAGCUACGGCGAGUACGAUAAACGUUGCUAACUACCUAACGGUGCUUUCUAGAAUACUUUUUAAACAACGUAUGCAAUAAUUGAUAAGCGAAGAAAAAUAUGUUCGUUAAUUGGUGUUUUUAAUUUUUAGCUACCUAACCUUAUAACCCCGGCUUGAUUGGAAAAGCGUUUAUUUUCCCGACUAGUAUUCCCUAUAUCUGCUAACCGUUAGAUAAUUUCGAAAUUGCAAAAGUUAACAUUAGGGGUGUAACGUUAAUAAUCACUACGAUAUGCGACCCGUGUCGCUGCUUCGAGACUGACGGAAAGUUAUUGCAGUUCAUUAACUAGCUAAUAAAAUUUUCUUUUCAAUAAACAACGGCUAUUGUAUGACAACGCAUUCGUUAAACAAUUACCUGUGGUAAGUUAGCAUAUCAUGAAGCCGAUAGGGAGAAAUGGGAUGAUAGGACUGUGUAUAGGAGCAACGGCGGGUGUAGGCCUGGUUACAUUCAUUAUCUACAAAGAAGUGAGUAGAAGAAGAUCUAAAACAUUAGUACUCCAGACCAACACCCCAGAGUACUUGAUAGACAGUCCAAAUGGAACACUCUCACAGACUGGGCCAGUUGAAGAACAAGAGGCGGUGGUCAGGCAGCAGACCCUGGCUGGGGUGGAGGCGAUGAUGCAGGGCCUGUCCCUGGAACAGCAGGUGGAGCUCAGAAAUCGUCUGGAUGAGGUGCUGACCUGUGUAUCUUCCCUUCGCUUCGAGGUGGCUGAGCUGAGGACCGGCCUGCAGGACAUCGCCCAGCAGAUUAUCCAGGAUGUCAAGAAGGGUGUUGAGGAGAGCCAGAGAGCGCGCAGGCGAAGGCACAUGGUCAGCCACCGGGAACGCACCGACUCAAUGAGCUCCAGCUCCAUCUACUUCUCCGCCAGUCAGGGCAACGCCAGCAUGUAUGGAGGGGAAACCAGCGAGGGAGGCUACUCCACCGCCAAUGCUGAGUCGGACUACACAGACCGAGACACGGAUAGGGAGACGGACAAGGAGGUGGAAGGAGAGCCUGAGGAGGAAUCGGAGGAGGACCAAAGCUGUGCCACAAUCCUGACUCUGCGCCAGGAGGACUCCCAGGAGGAGGAAGACGAACCACAGGAAGAAGACGAGGACAAAGAGGAGGUGCUGGAGGUAAUGGCUGAGGUGCCCAGUGGAGAAUUGGCACUGCUCCUGGCCCAGAGUGAUAUUCUCCAUACGGGGGAUGACAAGCUGAAGGCAGAGGGCUUUCGUCUGCUGCUCGCCAACAAGCAAGAGUAUGGCGACAGCAAUGAGUUUCUAUGGCGACUGGCCCGUGCCUACAGUGAUAUGUAUGAUUCCACUGAGGACAAGCAGGAAAAGAAGUUGUAUGCCGAGCAAGGUCGUGAGGAAGCAGAGUUUGCACUGAAGAAGAAUGGCCUGAAUGCCGAAUGUCACAAGUGGUUUGCUGUUCUCACUGCCCUCACCUCCCAAUAUGAGAGUAUGCAUGGCAAACUGAAAAGCAGUCACAUCCUUAAGGAGCACUUAGACCAAGCGAUCGCCCAUAGGGACGAUGACCCACUGUGUUUCUAUCUACUGGGGCGCUGGUGUUAUGAUGUUUCCACUCUAGACUGGCUGGAGAGGAAGGCUGCAGCAGCCCUGUAUGACAAACCACCGAUGUCUACUCUCCACGACGCCCUGGAAAACUUCUUGAAGGCAGAGGAGCUGAACCCAGGAUUCUCCAAGACAGUAAGACUUUACAUCGCCAUGUGUCAUAAGGAGCUAGGGAAUUUGUCAGAAGCCAAAAACUGGGCCAAGUUGGCUUUGAAGAUGGCUAGGGACUCAACUGAGGAUGAGAAUAGUGCAAAAUUGGAGGCGGAACUGGGAGCCUUGAUUGACAAAACAGACCUCUCCCUCUCCGAUGGAGACAAAUAAGAUGGGGCACACUGAAUGCUACUGAAUGGACAUUGGCUAACAAUUUCACUGAUCACAGGUCACCCAAUCCAAUGUGUGCUAUAUAUAACUAACGUGACUUGUCCCCUCCUUCCUCUGUGCACCAGGAAGAUAUACACUUCAUUGCCAGUUUGCUAGGUACACCCAUUGAAGAAAUGUUCCCCCUCCCAUGCCUUCAGUAUAGCCUGAAUGUUUUUGGGGCGUACAGUAGAUUCCACAAAGUGUCUGAAGAGUUCCACCAGGAUGUUGGUUAUUGCUGGUUUAGGUCUGGAGAUGGCGCAGGCUAUUCAAGUAUGCCGAACCAGGAUUUGUGGGACCAGUUGAUGUUUUUCCAUUCCUUAGCUGCCUGCUGAUUACAUGGCCACUUUGUGUCUCUUGUUGUUUUUAGCAGAAUAUAGUAGCGACUAGCAUAAAUAUCUGCUGCAAUAGACCAUCUGUGACGAGCACCAACGAGUUUGGUGGCCCGAGGUGCCGUUCUGCACAAUGAUGUGAGAUAUUCCAACUGCCACAGGCUAUCAUACCACACUGAUUCUGUUUGCUUAAUCAAACAGUAAUUUAAUUCCUUGAUGCCUGUUUGCCUGCUUUAAAUACAAGAAUGUCUGUUUAUGUAUUCACUGUCUGUUGCUGCAAUCCAUUUUUUGUUUUUUUUGAAUGGGGCGUUGUACCUAGUAAACUGGCCAAUGAAUGUUUCUGUUUAGUAUUAGUCACUGAAUCUUUUGUUUUUGUUAUAGGGAAGUAUUCCUCUUUAAAAUCAGAAUAGUCUAUCCUUUCAGACAUUAACAUUUAUUAAUAUGCUAUCAGUUUUCAGUGAGAACACAUAGCAUAUUUACUUUUGAAGAGUCUUCUAGUGUUGUUUUGUGGAUGGUUACUUAGAUUUGAGUAAUUCCUUCUUUGAUUCCCUCUUGUUUAGAUGGUUUAGUAAUGCCAUGUAUCCAUAUUGUUAAAUCAUUUCCCACAAUAUCAGUUAAUAGCCUCAAAGAUCAUGUAGAUGUAAUUAUUUGUGUGAUGUGAAGUGAAAUUGUUUCAAUGAACCAAGCAUAAGCCCAUUAUAGAGGUGUUUUAAAAGAAGCAUGGACCCUUUCUGACUUUUACUUAAAAGAAAUGUGACUGAAGAUGUUAACCUUCAGUUUCUUGCUGCCUUUGAUUUUCGUUUUGAGGAAAUGUUUACAGUUGACCAUCUCUUUUUAAGUUGUUGUUAAAUGUUAAUUUAUCUUGGCACGCAUUGGAUAUUUAUACUUCUGUUUGCUGUUAUCAGUAGGAUCACAUUUCAACAUAUUCCAAUUGAAUCCUUUAAAAUGGAUUUCAUGUUAAGAGAUAUUCUGAUUCAGCAGUUAAACGUAUUCUUUGUGUUACCCUGUAUGAAACUGGCAUUGUGACUCCCUGGAGUGAGACCACUAAUACCAAUACCACAUUAAUAAAAUGUAAAAUAUUUGUGUAUUCAUGGAGAGCAUUUUAUUUAUUAUACACUAAUAAAAAUCAAAUUAUGGACACCCUU
Molecule: messenger RNA, 3703 nt
Organism: Esox lucius (northern pike)
Lineage: Eukaryota; Metazoa; Chordata; Actinopteri; Esociformes; Esocidae
Gene: rmdn3
Product: regulator of microtubule dynamics 3
Exons: 12
Coding region: 691-2190 (499 amino acids)
Cellular component (GO): spindle microtubule; mitotic spindle pole; cytoplasm
Molecular function (GO): microtubule binding
Source: RefSeq, a predicted model, not a curated record